This is a messenger RNA of Mesorhabditis spiculigera, 1776 nucleotides long. NCBI's taxonomy places the organism in Eukaryota, Metazoa, Nematoda, Chromadorea, Rhabditida, Rhabditidae. The record is from the annotation of a GenBank genome assembly.
AUGGGGCUCUUCGUAGCCUUUGAACCAGGUCAAGCAGGUGGAGAUGAUGAACAAUUCAAGAGCAAGACAGAAUUUGGAUCAAAUGAAAUUGGUCGUUUUUCGACCUAUUACUCUCGUUAUGGAAGCUCAACUUUUGACUUAGCCGUACUAGACGAACAAACGAUCCGUAACGACCAACCAAAUACCAAUGGUCAGCAAAUUAAUUCUUGGUAUACCUGCUCGAAAAAUUCACUUAAACCUUGCAUCACUGCCCCUUACUUCGACUCUGUAAAUGGCCAAACCAAGGGAGUCGUUUCCCUUUCCGUUCCCUACUUGGAAAAAGGCAAAUAUGCAGGCGUGCUGGUAGUCGAUUUGAGCCUAGAUGACCUUCAAGAGCAAAGCGAGAAGAUAGCUCUGGAUAUUUACAAUGGAGACUCUUCCGUAAGUAUCGUCAGCGAUUCGGGCGUUGUCGCUGCGAACAGUGCCUCGGCAAAAUCAGUCGGGAAAUUGGCUUCCGAAGUAUGGCCUCAAAAUGCGGCACAGCUUCAGGCGAAAACAUUCGCAUCGGGAAUGAGGGCAGAGCAAGAACUAGAUAAGUUUCAACUGUUACUGCCAUUCGCCCCAAUCGCUGGGGCCGCCCCUUGGGCGGUGAAGAUCGACGUUCCAUGGAGUACGUUGAUGGCACCGUCUGACAAACUGGCUGACCAACUUGAUGCGCGGCGCCGCUCAGGUAUGUGGCAAAUUAUUGCAUUUGGUGGGCUGCUUGGAACGCUAGGCCUACUAAUAAGCGCGGUAAUCAUUCACAAGUCGCUUCAUCCGCUUAGAGUAAUCACACUGAUGAUGAAGGAAAUCGCGAGCGGUGAUGGUGAUUUGACCAAGCGGAUCAACUACAACCAACCCAACGAGCUGGGUGAGCUUUCUGGGUGGUUCAAUCGCUUCUUAGAUAAAUUGCAUUCUCUGAUCAAAGAAAUCCAAAUCUCGACUCAGCAAACUCGAGAGGCCGCCUUACACGCGUCCACGAUCGCACAGGAGUCUCGUGCGAAAUUGAACGCCCAAGCGAGCGAGGUCGACCAGGUGGCAACGGCAUCAACAGAGAUGGCAGCUACUGCGCAGGAAGUCGCUCGCAGUACCUCAUCUACCGCCGAAGCUGCGCAUGAGAGCAAUGUCGCGGGUUCGCAAGCUGAUCGCAUUAUUGUCAGCGCGAGCCAAACUAUUCAUGAACUGUCGAAUGGGAUGGGGCAGAAUAUGUCCCAAGUUAAAGAACUUGCCGAAAGCAGCGCUAAGAUCAGCUCCGUCCUUGAGGUCAUUCGGGGUAUUGCCGAACAAACAAAUUUGCUUGCGCUGAACGCGGCGAUUGAAGCAGCCCGUGCUGGCGAAGCCGGCCGAGGAUUUGCAGUCGUUGCAGAUGAAGUUCGGACGUUAGCUCGACGCACUCAAGACUCGGUGACGGAGAGCCAGUCAAUCAUUGAGGCGCUUCAACAAAACACAUCAAACGUUGUCACGGCGAUGGGCGAAAGUCACUUGCUGACCGGGAUAACGGUUGAAGAGUUUACUAAGGUAGGGGCAGCGCUUCUGCAAAUGAGCGCGGGGGUCGGAAAAAUCAAUGAAAUGACCUUGCAAAUUGCUUCCGCAACUGAAGAGCAAAGCGCUGUCGCAGAUGAGGUUAGUGCGAACGUCAGCAACAUUCGGGAUUUCACACAACGUUUGGCGAUUAAUGGCCAAGAGAUGGAAACAGUGAGUCUACACCUGAGUGCUUUGGCCGAAAAUCUGGAAGAAAAGGUGGGGCAUUUCAAAGUC